Cucurbitaria berberidis CBS 394.84 is the source of this 2190-nucleotide messenger RNA. Its product is annotated as TRP-domain-containing protein. Gene Ontology annotation, biological process: transmembrane transport; fungal-type cell wall biogenesis. Lineage: Eukaryota; Fungi; Ascomycota; Dothideomycetes; Pleosporales; Cucurbitariaceae. The coding region runs from base 1 to 2190 and encodes 729 amino acids. The transcript has 3 exons. The record is from RefSeq and is a predicted model, not a curated record.
AUGCUACCCUCACUUUCCAAAUCGCUGCUCUGGCUGGCAGCGGCCGCGGUGCCGCUCGUCUCCGCUGAGCGCAUCAUCGAGUCCAAGUCGCUGAACCCCUGCAUGUCCAACUCCAGCUUCUCGGCCACGCUCUUCAAUGUCGCAUUCACACCAGGCAACCGCAGCUUGGACUUCAAGAUCGAGGGCAUCUCCAACAUUGCCGGCAAGAUCGAGGCCGAGAUGGAGCUGCUGGUCUACGGCUACUCAGCCAUGAAUGAGAAGAUUGACCCUUGCAACUCGAAAGAGCUCGAGGGCAUGUGCCCUAUGAAUGCUGGGCCACUGACCAUCAAGUCCAACUUUCUCGACAUCAGCCAGGACGUUAUUGAUAAACUUCCCGGAAUCGCCUACACCAUCCCCGACUUGGACGCUAUUAUCCGAAUCAAGAUCAAAGACAAGACGACGCACGAGCAGCUCGCCUGUGUCGAGGCGGAGCUGUCCAACGGACACUCGGUUCACCAGAAAGCGGUUGCAUGGACGACGGGUAUCAUUGCUGGCCUAGGUCUGAUUGCAUCUGCCAUUACUUCUGGCCUGGGUCAUUCCAACACGGCAGCGCACGUCGCCGCCAACGCCAUGUCGCUCUUCGGCUACUUCCAGGCCCAGGCCUUCCUCGGCUUGUGCGCCGUGCCCCUCCCUCCUAUUGUCGCGGCCUGGACCCAGAACUUCCAAUGGACCAUGGGCAUAAUCCGCGUCGGUUUCCUCCAGAAGAUGGCGACAUGGUAUCAGCGUGCGACUGGUGGAACCCCCACAAAACACCUUUCGCAGCUGUCGUUUGUCUCGGUCGAGGUCCAGAAGAGGAAGAUGCUGAAGCGUGCCCUGGAUUUCACUACUGGCUCCGUUGGACGCCUCAUGGCCCGCAGUAACGCUGCUGCCACCGAGGCUCAAGCAGGCGGCGGACGUCUUGUUCUCCACGGCAUCGAGCGUGUCGGCUUCAAGGCCCGCAUGGAGACAACCAACAUCUUCUUCACUGGCUACGUCUUCUUCGUCAUCUUUGUCCUCUUCACUGUCAUUGGCGUGGUUGCGUUCAAGUUCAUCUGCGAAGGUCUGGCCAAGGCUGGCAGAAUGAAGAGCGACAAGUUCCUCGACUUCCGCAACGGUUGGCAAACCGUCUUGAAGGGUAUCCUCUUCCGUGUCGUCCUCAUCGGCUUCCCUCAGAUGACGGUAUUGAGUUUCUGGGAGCUCACACGACGUGACUCGGCUGGCCUCGUUGUCCUGGCUAUUCUCAGUAUGCUCACCAUGAUUGGCAUUCUUGCUUGGGCCUCCUCCAAGGUCGUCCGUAUUGCCCAGCGCUCCAUUGCCAUGCACAAGAACCCCGCCUACAUCCUUUACUCGGAUCCUGUCGCUCUCAACAAGUGGGGCUUCCUGUACGUACAGUUCAAGGCUGCCGCGUACUGGUUCAUCAUUCCAUGGCUUGGAUACCUCCUUAUCAAGGCCAUGUUCGUUGGUCUUGCCCAAGGCAGCGGAAAGGCUCAGGCUAUCUCGAUUCUCAUCAUCGAGCUCGGCCUUCUUGUUGGUGUUUCGGUUCUUCGCCCUUGGAUGGACAAGAAGACGAAUGGUUUCAACAUCGCCAUUGCCGCUAUCAACUUCCUCAGCGCGUUUUUCCUAUUCAUGUUUACGGAAAUCUUCAAGCAGCCCCCUAUUGUCACUGGUGUUAUGGGAGUCAUCUUCUUUGUCGUCAACGCCGCCUUUGCCCUGGUCCUUCUGUUAAUGCUCCUCGUCUCGUCUGGAUUCGCCCUCUUUACCAAGAACCCCGACACGCGUUACCAACCAAUGAGGGACGACCGCGGCUCCUUCAUCAAGUCGCAGACUCAGCUCACCACAGAGCUCGACGCAUUAGGUGCGACUGCACGUGGCGAGGGCAAGGGCAGUCACCAGUCUCGAUCGCGCCUCGACGACGACGACGACUUUUCGUCGGCCGAAGAGCAGCGCCAGAUAGCUGCCAAGGAGGGCGGCUUCAGCGAGCACUACCAGCCCGUACCGCCGCGGAGUCAGGGAGGGGACAGGAGCGUUUCGCCAUCGCCGCCCUCAUUCUACGACCGCCGCAGCCCAGCGCCCUCGUAUGGGGCGCCAGACAGCACAAGGAACGAUGUACAAUAUCGCCAGGCGAAUAGCACGAGCCCAUGGCAGCGAGGCGCGGGUUAUGAGCAGCAUUGA